Phytomonas sp. EM1 is the source of this 3441-nucleotide messenger RNA. The record is from the annotation of a GenBank genome assembly. NCBI's taxonomy places the organism in Eukaryota, Euglenozoa, Kinetoplastea, Trypanosomatida, Trypanosomatidae.
AUGGUAAAAUCUAAUAAUAGCGCUGAAUAUUCAUGCGAAUCACAUCUUGAAUCAACAUCACCUAAACAUAGUCCUGUUGACACCCCGCAAAAAAGCAAUGUUCAAUCAGCAGGAACAACUCCAGAAGUGUCAAAUAACAACGUGUUGCCAGCGCACGGCACCAUUCUACCGUUGCAAGGUCCAUUAGCGAGCACGCCCACGUCUAAUGUUGAUGUAGCAAUCCAUGAGCACAAGGGAACACACUUCUCUGAAGCAAAUUCCACUCAUAACAGAAAGAGACUUUGCGAGCCUCUUCAACGAUAUAGAACAGAUCAUGAAAAGUCGAGUAGGAAUCUUUCAGAAAUGGAUAACGAUCAUGAGGAUGAUGUUUCCUUAGACAGCUAUGGAAUGCCUAAAUAUGUGGAGCGUUAUCACGAUGGGUCGGUUUCUAAACCGGGAGUUUCCAAACAACAAUACAUUAAUGAUCCAGACUUCUACGUCCCUUGGAACCUGCGCCAACCAGGUCAUUCCAAAAGAUUUACUUUUUUCGACUUUCUGCGAUUACCACAGUUUUGGAAACAGUUUGAGUUCGCGAUGCGUAUCACACUCUUUGCUGCUUUAAUUCCCGCCCUCUUUAUGACAAUUCCUGCAUUACCUAAUCCAUUUGUGUCGUACUUUUUCGUUUUCUCAUCGAUGGCAUUGGCGUCCAGGGUUUUUGUGGGGGAGUCCCUUUCUUACCUUUUUUCCUGGGUCCGUGCUGGCUUGUUCUGGCUUCCGUUGACUGUGAUUGCAGCCGCUCUCGACCUUGGCAACAACACUGGCUGGUGGUGCGCCUACUACACUUUCUUUUUAUUUAUUAUGGCACUUUUCACCGAAGAUAUUUCACGGCGCAUUUGCUUGUUGUUAUUUAACAUAUGCAUGGUAACUUUGCUAAUGCGUAAGAAACGGGACCUCAUUUACCCAUGUCGGGUAAUGGCGGACUGGUGUAUUGGUAUUUUCUUGUGUACAAUCUCCACCUUUAUUCCUUACCCAAAAUUCUGCUACUACCGUGCGGAAAAUUUAAUAUUACAAAUUGCUAAAACUGCGGGGAACACCUUUCAGGGAAUUAUGCAUUCUUUUUGGAGCGAGUCGAAUGUGGAGCGUAACAUGGCUAUGUCCAGGGUGCGAGUCUUGGCAGAGUCCUUGAACGAAAAGUUGGCAGAUUUAGAGAACUGCCAAAGCCUCACGAUCUAUGAGUUCUUUGCUGAAUCAUCUGAAGCACAUCAAAUUCGUGCUCUGAAGUUUAUUUUGUUUGAACGAUUGUGCGUUAACAUAAGCACCUUGCUGAGAGUUUUAAGCACAGUGGAAAACAAUCCGACUGUUGUCGACGACUCCGACCGUUCACAGGCCUUCAAGAAGAUUAUUGCCCCACAACUGUCCGCUGUUUCAUCAUCCUUUGAUAAUUUUAUGACGGGGCUCGCGUUUGCGAAAAGUAAAUCAGCCAUCGAAAAAUUGAAGCCCUCCUUUGACUCCGUGUACGAAUGCACCUCGGGACUACAAGAAGCCUUCACUGUUGCACGUCGCAUGUUUCUUUACGAAUAUACUUAUGACACGAUGGAGGCGUUCUUGCCACUCAUGGUCUCUUUUCUUUUCACCUUAGUUUCCUUCAGUGACACUGCUGGUAUGUUUCAGAAAGAUGUUGAAGAACUCAACCCCUACUUUGUUGAUUCGCUCAGAACAUUAUUUCGCACGAUUGUCUAUGAACCAUUUUGUAAUAAUUUAAUCUUUUUAAAGAAGCUUUUCUUGACAGGAAAUCGGCGAGAGGUUCAGCGUGUUUUUGAAGCGGCAAAGGUAAGUGGUGCCAUGAUCCUAACCAUUGGUUUUACCUUUCUUAUGGAUAUUGAUAGCGCAUUCUUUUCAGGCCCCAAUAUCAUCGCGUUUGUAUCUGGUAUGAACCCGGUGGAAUCGGUGCAGGCUUCCAUUGUGCGGCUCACAGGUUGCCUGAUCGGCACUGUCCUGGGAUUCUUUGCGGGGGCCUACUCUAAAACGGAUGCGGAACGUGUUUCCUUACUGUGUGUUCUCAUCUUCUUUUGCACUUUUUUCAGGAACGACAAAGACUAUGGCAUAAUGUCUGUAUAUGCCAUGUUCGUUCUCAUUCCGCUUGACUCAAUUAAUAAACCAACAUUAAAAGAAACCAUGGAUCGCAUGAACCAGAAUACUGUCGGCAUUUUUAUCUACCUAUUAGUCAGCAUUUUAAUACUUCCCUUGUCACCGAGUGUGAUCUUACGUGCAAAGAGAAUCAAUAUACUCAAGCGGAUAAAUGAAGCCUUGGGUAGCGUUCUUGAUUUGUUUUCCGAUCCGUUCAUUGAGACAAUAGCAGAUGAUGAUUCUAACAUGCGGUGCCCUCAACCAGCACACGAAAUUGUGAAUAUUGCGAGUAAAACUGGGGCUCCAGUGCAUGGCAGUAAGAGCACUCCCUCUCCUGACAACUCGUUGCACAUAAUUCAGACUUAUGAUACUCAACUAUCGAAGAUCACUACUAUUUUAGACGAUAUUAACCAUCGAAUCAAAGCUUCCAAGCCAUACGUAAACUUUUCAAAAGAGGAGCGCGGUCUCGUGGAGGUUGACUAUCCUGUAGGUGCAUGUGCUGAAACCUAUGAGCACAUGCGGAUUAUGCUUGUUUUGCUCAGGGCUAUGUGGAUGAGUUGGAGCUUGUUCCGCAGUCAACGUUUAUACACCAAAGAGAUGCGGCGGUUGAUGGUUCACCUUCAGCCUGUUGCAGCUAGUAUUUCCAAUUCCUUCAGCCGUAUUACCAAUCUUAUUAUAUACAGCAUACAGAACCCUACUACAAACCUGGAAGGAGAGAUUAUGAAGUCCGUGUUGAACCUCCUGGAGUCCUGCAAGGAACUACAGGCCCGAAUGAAUCAGAUUUUGGUCAUCAUCAUCGCUGAGGCUGUCGAGGAAUUCCGUGAUCCCGCUACCGUGAGUGUGCCACUCACUCAGCUUCUCAAAAACGGAGUCUACUUAUCUCCUGAAGACGCCACCUUCAGCCCAACAACUAGAAACUUCUUAAAAGGAGCUGACGAUUUUCUGCAUACUGCCGUAUCCUUACAGUUUCCAAAAGGUGAGGUCCAUAGAAAGUACAUUUCAAAUCAGUACAGGCUCCACCAUUUGUCUCUCCCGCUUUCAAACCUUCGCACAAAUGGAUCAGACACUAACAGAACUAAAGUCAGGUCCUCUCGAUACGAUAUCUCUGAAGAGAGUGGCAUGGAUGUUUUAAGGAGGGGUGCAUCCAGUAGGAAACAACGUGAGGGGACCCAUGUUCCGGUGCAUCUUCCGGAGGACUUUAAAUUCCCAAUAUCUUCUGAGGAUGCUGAAUGUUUGCAUUCUUUUGCACUUUCCUUGCUCAUGUUCGCAAAUGAAACCAAAAUGCUUAUGACGAGUCUUCAGGUAAUGACGGACCACGCGCGUUCAAAAAAAUAA